AUGAACAAGCUGGUGGUGGAAGUUUUGAAUGCCAGCGACCUCACACCCAAAGAUGGGGAAGGCUCAUCCAGCCCCUUUGUAGAGAUUGAAUUUGACGGGCAAAAGCACAGAACUCAAACAAAGCACAAAGACCUCAACCCUUUCUGGAAUGACAAGUUUGUUUUCAACAUUAAUGACCCCAGAGAUCUUCCACACAAAACAAUUGAAGUGGUUGUAUAUAACAACAACGAUCGAAAAGGUAGCAACCAUAAGAAUUUCCUCGGAAGGGUGAGAAUUGCAGGCGUUUCUAUUCCUCUGUCCGAGUCUGAGGCUGACGUGGAACGCUACCCGCUUGAGAGACGCUUUCUAUUUUCCAACAUCAAGGGAGUUAUCGCUCUUAGAUUCUAUGCGGUUUAUGAUCACACGGUUCCUCCCCCACAACCUCAACCUCAACCUCAGCCACAACCACCACCACAAGCAGAAGCAGUGGAACCCGAAGCCGAACCUUACGAGGAGACUCCCUUGCAAGAAAUAGACACUAACAUGAUAGACGAGGAAAGCGUGGUGGGUGAUGGCGAGAAGAAGAAGAAAAAGAAGAAAGAAAAGGAAGUGAGGACUUUUCACUCCAUUCCUGCAGCAACAAAGGCUCCUCCUCAACCCAACGUGGCACAGAGGGUGGAUUCUGCGAAAGCUGGGCCACCCAACGUGAUGCUGAUGCAGAUGCCGAAGCAAAACCCAGAGUAUGCAUUGGUGGAGACGAGUCCACCCCUUGCAGCACGCUUGCGCUACAGAGGAAGAGGAGGGGAUAAGAUAUCGACCACCUACGAUUUGGUGGAACAGAUGCAUUACUUGUAUGUGAAUGUGGUGAAGGCAAGGGAUCUUCCGGUGAUGGAUAUAUCGGGGAGUCUUGACCCUUAUGCCGAAGUGAAGCUGGGAAACUACAAGGGCGUCACCAAGCACUUGGAGAAGAAUCAGAACCCUGUUUGGAAGCAAAUAUUCGCCUUCUCCAAGGAAAGGUUGCAAUCCAAUCUGCUUGAAGUGACUGUGAAAGACAAGGACAUUGGAAAAGACGAUUUUGUGGGUAGAGUUACGUUUGAUCUCACAGAGGUUCCUCUUCGGGUACCCCCAGAUAGCCCCUUGGCUCCUCAAUGGUACAGAUUGGAGGACAAGAAAGGGCUAAAAGUGAAUAAUGGAGAAAUCAUGCUCGCUGUUUGGAUGGGAACACAAGCAGACGAGUCCUUCCCUGAGGCCUGGCACUCUGAUGCUCACAACGUUAGUCACUCCAACCUCUCAAACACUCGCUCAAAGGUAUAUUUCUCACCCAAACUUUACUAUGUUAGAGUUCAAGUGAUUGAGGCUCAAGAUCUGGUCCCUUCCGACAAAGGAAGAGCACCCGACGCUAUUGUUAGAGUGCAAUUGGGGAAUCAGAUAAGAUUCACCAGACCUUCUCAGAUGAGAACCACCAACCCCAUUUGGAACGAUGAGCUCAUGUUUGUGGCGGCAGAGCCGUUUGAGGAUUUCAUCAUUGUGACGGUUGAGGACAGAGCCCAGUGCAGUUGGAGAGGAAGAAACCGAGAGGAAGAAGGAGAAAUUCUCGAGCAAGAUUCACCUGCGAGUGUGUCUGGAGGCAGGGUAUCACGUACUGGAUGA
This is a messenger RNA of Abrus precatorius (Indian licorice), 1629 nucleotides long. Its product is annotated as FT-interacting protein 7. The transcript is spliced from 2 exons. The record is from RefSeq and is a predicted model, not a curated record. Bases 1 to 1629 code for a protein of 542 amino acids. Lineage: Eukaryota; Viridiplantae; Streptophyta; Magnoliopsida; Fabales; Fabaceae.